CCCGCUCCUUCAAGGCCUUUCAGUUCUUAUAUACCAUCCUCGAACUUGCAACACUCCCAGUAUGGCGCGUUUGUCAGCAUCUCCUCGCUCAUCCAUACCAGCUCCUACCCGAUUCCAGAUUGCGCAGCCUCCGCCAGAUAGCGAGGUCCUCCAGCACGCGAAAUCCGUCGCACCAUUGCUAAAGAAGUCAACUACAUUGUCGCCACCGUCUUCCGAACGGACGUUUUUGUGUCAAGACAAACAAUAUUCCUUCGCACGGUCAAGGCUGCCCCGGCCUUCCCCAAUAUCUUCUGCUACCCCAAAUGUGUCUGUCCACUGGCAAGGCAAUGGGCAUGCACUGUUCAAGCUGAGCCGUGCAGCAAAGCGCGAUAUCCAGCAUUACCUCCUCACGCAGUGUGCGGCGCGGAACAAAGAAACAAACGAGAUCACAAAGCCUACCGGCACAAAGUUCGUUUAUGUUCUUCAGCUUGACGAGGAUCAAGAUGAAGAACAAGAGGCACUGUGCUUUCCAACAAACGCGGCAACUCUCGAUGGUAUAUACAGGAUUCGAAAUGUUGCGGAGGAUAAGAACAUCAUCAAGCCAUCGGAAUCGUCCGUUUCGGCUACCUACAACGUGCAGAAUGUUACGCGCCGGCACCCUCGAAGCCGGGGUACCACGUCUUUCGCACGCAUGAUGGCGAGCGCGAACGAGGAAGGCUUCCCUCAUGUCGACCAGGAACUUGACUCCGACUCUGAAGGCAGCGAUGACCUCGAAGAAUAUCUUCCACCGCCGUACACCACAACCCUUGACACGAUCACAGAAGCCAAUGAGGAAGAGGAAGCGGACGGUAGCUUUGUUGAGGUUGUUGACUACGGAGCAUCGAAGUGCUGCCGCAAUCCACACUUCGCGGGCCACCCCGAAUGCCAUGGCCGCCACAAGACCGACUCUCAUGCCCACAAUGCAGUUGACGCCGAGCUAGACCUACAGCAGUGCUUUGUCACAGCGCACAAUGGUGGUGACAGCGUGGCUCACUACCAAAAUUGGCGCAUCUUGAAGUGGGAUCAUGGCGAGGUUAUGGUACAUGGACAGUCUUUACUGCGCACCGAACUUGUCGUGGAGGAUGAUGCUGAACAAGAGCUUGACAAUCCUACAGAGCAACUGAUACGUCAGAUCGAUGCGAAGUACGGGCCUUUGACUUUGCAGGGUCAGUCGAGCAACAGCCCGGCACGAUCAGAGGUGAAGUGCUCCGAAGAGUGCAACUUUAAGAUUAACAAGUUCCUCGACCAGAACCCCGAGGACGACCCAAGAUUUUCAAGUCAACUGUCUGUGGAUGAGCACGAAGAUGCUGUCUCCGAGCCGAGUACUUUGUUCGUUGGAGUUGCUAGUCUCAGUGACGAUGAUAAUCCUGCGCCUGCGAUGUCGCAAAGCCGCACCGCGCCUGUGAUGUCCGAAGAGACGCUGCAGAAGAUACUAAACACCCCGCACGAAGCUUUCAUUGAGCACUACGUACAGCGAAAGCAGGCGAAGAGGGAGCAGGCAGCACGUGAGAAGCGGCCUCGCGAUGGUGCAGACUGUUCCCCUAUUGCCGCUCGUUCAGCUACCGAAGCCCCUAGGGUGGCCAUCAACGUCUUUCCGGAGGAGGUCGUAUCGCUAUCACAUGUUGCAGUCCCUCCUCCAGAAUCGACAACCACUCUUCUCGUGGAAAGCGCCCGUAUGGUCCCUCCUGUCUUCAUCAAACAUGAAGCAGUGCCUAUUGGGAUUUCCAUCCGUCCAGCAAGCGCCCUAACUUCUCACUCAUCUUGUGACGACCUGUCCACACGCACUUCGGUGUUUUCAACGCGUGCUUCUGUGACAACAAAGCCAUCCAACGAGAGCUUCGGGUCUGACUACCUGCGCCUUGUCGAAACGCUCGAUCUUGAAGUCGACGUUCGAACGGCCUGCGCGCCUGUCUCUAACGACAGGCGUAUGGCAAGCCUGCCCGUCUUGACUUCCCUAGAAUCAGACAUGUGCGACAUGGCGGCAGGCGUCUCAGCCUUGAACCAGAUCGCUCCUGAAGAACACACAAAUGCUGUCCCUAGCACACCUGUUCGCACAGCCGAACCUAUUAAAUGUUGCUUGACCCCGAUCAUUGGAGUUCAGACUCAACUUAAAUCUUCUUUAAACCAGCCAGCAGAGAUGUAUGCCAGCAAUCCUAUUGCCGAUCAGACCGGCACACUUCCAGCGGCCACAGAAGAGCAACGACCAGACAUCGGCACCUGGCCUGAAGCUGUGUGCCAGUCACAAGAACAGAAGCCGGCAACGCCCAUGCAACCGCACAUCUCGCCAGUGAUCAACGAGUCACACCCUACCGCUACACCUCGGCGCUGGAGCAGCAAGAUCAAGGCCUCUGUGAAGAACCGAGUUCAAUCUGUGUCUGGUGCUGCCAAGCAAGGUACGCGUCGGAUUGUGCGCUCCACGAAGAAGCUAGGCGCAACCGUUCGAUACCUCAUUCCGGUAGCUACUGCUACGCGCAACCCUUACGAGACUAUUGCACUCGCUUGAGAGUAUCUCGAGUCUAUAGAAAGCGGGUGCCAUUCUCUGAUACAUGAUUUUCUUUGUUUAGAUACCCUGCUUCUUUUCGGUAUG
Macroventuria anomochaeta is the source of this 2605-nucleotide messenger RNA. RefSeq lists its product as uncharacterized. The record is from RefSeq and is a predicted model, not a curated record. The coding region runs from base 62 to 2521 and encodes 819 amino acids. The transcript has 3 exons. Lineage: Eukaryota; Fungi; Ascomycota; Dothideomycetes; Pleosporales; Didymellaceae.